GACUCUUUGGUUUCCCUGCUGUGCACAGCCUCAGAAUCUGUGCUAAUUUUUUCUAUUUUUAGUAUAGACAGUGUCUCACUGUUGCUGAGGCUGGUCUCAAACUCCCGAGUUCAAGCGAUCCUCCCCACCUCGGCCUCCCAGAGUGCUAGGAUGACAGGCGUGAGCCACCACGCCAGCCAGGAUUCCUGAAUUUUUAACCAUUAGCUGCCAUGAGCCAGUGUGAGCCACUCCAACACUCCAGGGCUUUAGAAUCUUUUCUGAUGCAGGAAACCCACUCAUGCUAUCUUAGGAUAAAAGAAAAUGUUCUGGAAGGCCACUGAGAUGCCUUGCAGAAGACAGGGCAGGACACAUAUCUAGGUGUCCCAGGACUUGGCCAGGCAGGAACCAGGGCGGGUCCUUUUUCCAUGGGCCGCAUGAUCUCUUGGGUCUUAUAUCUCUGCCUCUGCUUCGUUCAAAUUGUUCUAGCCAUGUGACCUUAGGAGAGCUUCUUAAGCCUCUCUGAACCUCAGUUGCCCCAUCUGUAAAAUGGGGCUCAAAGUUCCAACCUCAUUGGGUUGAGUCAGUGAUGGGCACCCAGCAUGUGCUUAAUGAUUGUUGGGGAUUAGAGGUUGGUUUUGUCCGGAGCUGGCUGCUGGUCAAAAUCUCCUUCCCCUGUGUGGGAAGGGGCAGCCUCUUGUGAGUGCUUGGCCUAGGUCAGGUGAGUGAGUACAUUACCUCCCCUGCACCUGGAUGGUGGGGACACAGGAAGCAGCUAGAGGAGGUGGAGGGAAAUCCCGGGGCAGCCCUAGCCUGGCUGGCCAGCUCUGUCCUGGAUUAUGUGGGCUGCCUUGGCAUCCUUCCCAUUAACCCUCCUGUUGCUCGGACACAGCCAGAGCCAGGUGUGGCAGGUCUAUGUGCCACCAGCCCAGUCCCCAGGGGAGGACUGUAGGAAAUCCUACUGGCCAGCCUGGGUCAGGUGCCCACUUCUGGUCUACUGUGGUCAUCCCUGGCCAGGGGACAGGAUCUCCUAAGCUAGUCAUCCAUCCAGUCAGUGAACUGAGUGCCCAUCCUGAGUCAGACACUGUUGUAGGUGCUAGGGGACACAGCCAGGGACAAGACACGGCCUAGCCUCCUGGAGCUGGCGUUCUAGCGACUGAGAGGCAUAUACAUUUCCUAUCAGUGCUGUAACAAAUUGCUACAAAUUUAGCAGCUCAGAUUUGAUUAUCUUACAGCUCCGGAGAUCAGAAGUCUGAAAUGGGUUUCAUUAAGCUGAAGCCCAGGUGUUGGCAGGGCUGUUCCUCCUUCUGGAAGCUCUAGGGCAGAAUCCAUCUCUUGCCUGUACUGGCGUCUACAGGCCACAGGCACUCCUUGGCCAGGGCCAUGUCCCCCGUCUCCACAGCCAGCAAUGGCCGGUUGAGUCUCUCAACGCGGCUUCCCUCUGACUCUUCUGUUGACACGUCUCUUUCUGUGACUCUAGUUCUCCCGCCUCCCUCUUUCACUUAGCAGGACCCUUGUGUGACAUCGGGCCAUACCCCGGAAGUCCAGGAUGAUGGCCCCAUCUCAAGGUCUUUAGCUUAAUCACACCUGCAAAGUCCCUUUUGCCAUGUAAGGUCACAUAUUGACAGGUUCUGGGGAUUAGGAUGUGGACAUCUUUGGGGGCCAUGGCAGUCAGAAAACAAGUGAAAAACCCAGAAAAGUGUGACCAUUCAGGAAGCUAAACCUGGCUGGACAGGAAGUGAGGCGAAGUGGGCAGGGAGGACAACUCGGGACAGGCUAGGCCUUGCUGCGGUGACGCACAAAGCUGGUCUCCUGCUCACACUACCCAUUCACCCAGGGUUGGCAGGGUCCUAAGCUCCUCAGAGUCACACCGGGCACUCGGCUGAGGGUGGCCUCUCUUGAUGCAUCUGCCACCAAUGCAGAGCCACUCUCCAGCCCUGUAGGCUUCCAGCCAGAAGUGUCACCUGUCAUUCUCGCCCUCAUGCCAUUGGCCAAAUCAAGCCAUGUGGCCAUGCCUGAGUUCCACAGGAUGGGUGUAGAAUCCUCCAGCAGAUAUUUGGGGACAGUAUACCAUGGAUGGACAAUGAGCAAGACAUUCCAAGGACCCAAGCUGUGGAAUGGACCUUAUGUUUUCUCAUUUACUACCUCACCCCUCGGUUUGGAAUUGAAGAAACUGAGGCUUAGAGAGGUCAAGGGGCGGACUAAGCUCCCACAGUGGCAAAGCCAGAGCCAGAAUGCCACUCGCCAGGCCUGAUGUGACAAGACAUCCCCGAGUCCUGUGUGCCAGGCUUUGGGAGGCAAAGCUGGAGCGCCCGAGGAUGGUCAGGCCCAGCCACGCAACAGGCUCCCCGCUGCCACAGCUCCCGGAGCCAGAUCCCGCUUUGAGCCCCGCUCUCCGUGCCUGCGCCCUGCGUGGUCAGGGGGACAGUCCCCAGCUCGGCCCUCAGGCACAGAGAGAGCUCUGCGAAGGCGCCAUUGGCGGCGUGGGCGGCCACCUGUCGCCACCAGGGGGCGAUCUCUGCCCCGGCCCAAAUUCCACCCCUGCUCAUUCUCUCCCCCAAAAAACUUCCUUUCACUUUCAGUCUCUGCUGUCACCCGGCUUGGCCCCUUCCACACCCAGCUGGGGCAAGCCUGGUGUGUGAGGAGCACUGGACUCCAGGUCCCCGAGGGGCGGAGCCGGGGUCUCCAGUCCUAUGGCAGAGGCUGCAGGCGAUGGGGGGUCGGGCUCCCGAGUCCCUGACCUGGGGAGGGUUCUGGGGACCGGACGUCGGGGUUCUUGAAAGGGGAGAUGAGGAGAUUUCACCGUAACUGGGGCUCGUGCAGGAAGCCUGGGGGAGUCAGAGGCGGAAACUCGGCCACAUCAAGGGCACGGCAGAGGGGCGGGGAGCAGAAGGGGCGGGCGAGGAGGAAAGGGCUGGGGUGUAGGGGUCCGAGACUUCUUCUGUCCCUUCCAAGACCCGGCCACAAGCAUGAGGGGCCGCGGGCCGAGAUGACAGUGCUGUCACCAGCCUGGAGCCCAGCUACGCCCCUGCUGCUGCUGCUGCUGCUCAGCGCCAGCCUCCGAGGGACCCAGCACUGCUCCUUCCAACACAGCCCCAUCUCCUCCACCUUCGCCCGCAACAUCGGCGAGCUGUCUGACCACCUGCUUCUGGAUUACCCCGUCACUGUGGCCUCCAACCUGCAGGAAGAGGAGCUGUGCGGGGCACUGUGGCGCCUGGUGCUGGCGCAGCGCUGGAUGGAACAGCUCAAGACCGUGGCUGGGUCCCAGAUGCAAAAACUGCUGGAGGCUGUCAACACCGAGAUAGUCUUUGUCACCACCUGUGCCUUUCAGCCCCUCCCCAGCUGUCUUCGCUUCGUCCAGACCAACAUCUCCUGCCUCCUGCAGGACACCUCCCAGCAGCUGGUGGCUCUGAAGCCCUGGAUCACCCGCCGGAAUUUCUCUCCGUGCCUGGAGCUGCGGUGUCAGCCCGAUGAGGAAACUGAGGCACGGGGCGGGCAGCAGCCUGCUGAGGUCCCACAGCCAGUGCCAGACAGCCUUUCUUUCCUUCUGCAACCCAGCUCUUCUCCUUGGUCACCCAGCCUCCUCUGUCUCCCCAGACCCCUCCACCCUGCCGCCCCCACAGAGCCCUGGCGCCUGGGGGGCCACAGCCCUGCCAGCGCCGCAGCCACCCCUGCAGCUGCUGCUGCUGCUGCCGCUAGUGGCUCUGGUGCUGCCAGCCGCCGUCUGCUGCCUGCGCUGGCGAAGGGCCAGGCGGAGGACGCCCUGCCCUGGGGAGCAGGCACCCCCCACCUCCAGUCCCCAGGACGUGCUGCUUGUGGAGCCCUGACCUGCCUGCGGCGUCAUCUCGAGGAGGACACUGAGGCCCAGAGUGGGGAGUCACCUGCCAGAGGAUGCGCAGCCAGGACGCAGAGGAGGUUGGCUACAAGCUGGUCCCUUCCUGGGCGCCCCUGCUCCUCUUACUCUCUCCCCAGGAUGGAGGCAACGCCAGAACGCAGCACGAGCCCGUCACUCCCCUCUGUACAAAGCCCUUGUCCCCAUGAAACUGUAUAUAAAUCAUCCUUUUCUACCAGCUCUGGCCAGGCCUGUCUGUGGAUGGAAUGGGGUGUGAAUGGGGGAAUUUUGAUUUGAAUCUUGGUGUUUCAGUUAAGGAAAUAGUUCAUUCAAUACUGUCAUCUGGCUGGGCGCGGUGGCUCACGCCUGUAAUCCCACCACUUUGGGAGGCGGAGGUGGAAGGAUCACUUGAGCUCAGCAGUUAGAGACCUCUGCAAUAUAGAGAAGACUCCAACAUUACAAAAAGAAAAAAAUUGUU
This is a messenger RNA of Microcebus murinus (gray mouse lemur), 4286 nucleotides long. The record is from RefSeq and is a predicted model, not a curated record. Lineage: Eukaryota; Metazoa; Chordata; Mammalia; Primates; Cheirogaleidae.